Molecule: messenger RNA, 411 nt
Organism: Lottia gigantea (owl limpet)
Lineage: Eukaryota; Metazoa; Mollusca; Gastropoda; Lottiidae
Exons: 1
Coding region: 1-411 (136 amino acids)
Source: RefSeq, a predicted model, not a curated record
AUGACACUGAGAAUAGUGACAUUACUGUGUUAUCAUUAUAUUGAGUUCACUGAGGGAGUGACAUUACUGUGUUAUCAUUAUAUUGAGUUCACUGAGGGAGUGAAAUCACUAUGUUAUCAAUAUGUUGUGUUAACUGAGGGAGUGACAUCAAUAUGUUAUCAAUAUGUUGUGUUAACUGAGGGAGUGACAUCACUAUGUUAUCAAUAUAUUGAGUUCACUGAGGGAGUGACAUCACUAUGUUAUCAAUAUGUUGUGUUAACUGAGGGAGUGACAUCAAUAUGUUAUCAAUAUGUUGUGUUAGCUGAGGGAGUGACAUCACUAUUUUAUCAAUAUAUUGAGUUCACUGAGGGAGUGACAUCACUAUGUUAUCAAUAUAUCGCAUUAACUGAGGAAGUGACACCACUAUGUUAA